Prunus armeniaca (apricot) is the source of this 1599-nucleotide messenger RNA. The record is from the annotation of a GenBank genome assembly. Lineage: Eukaryota; Viridiplantae; Streptophyta; Magnoliopsida; Rosales; Rosaceae.
AUGGAAGACUUCAAUGGUUGGCUCUCCUUCCCCUUACAUGAGAGUCUCAACCACGAUCUCGCCAUUCGAAGGUUUUGUCCAGCAAGAGUCGAGCAAGAACAAGGAGGAGAAUGGGAGGAAAUACUGAAUGAGAUUGAGUUCUCUUCACCCUCUGAGACCACAAGCCCUCCUUGCUUGCCAGCCUCAGAGGUAGAUGACUUUGUUGACAGCUUCAUCAAUAUGGAUCAUUGUAGGGAUGAUGAUAUUCAAUCCUUGGAGAAGCCACAAAGUUUUGAUUACUAUGAUCAAGAUGGGAUGGAGACAUUUUCAAUGGUGGAUGAUAUGUAUGGAAAUGUUCUGAUGAUGAUGGAAGGAGAUGACAUGGAGAUGGGUGGCUUGGCUGAGGAUUUUGGAGUUGGAGAAACUAAUAUGGUGCCUAGUGUCGAAGAGGUGAGCCAUGGAGUGGACCAAGGGCUUCACUUGGUGCACAUGUUGUUGGCUUGUGCUGAGGCUGUGGGCUGCAGGGACGCCAAACUUGCAGAAUCUUUGCUCAGCCAAAUUUGGGCUUCAGUUAGUCCUUGGGGUGAUUCUUUGCAGAGAGUCUCAUCCUGCUUUGCAAUGGGAUUGAGGUCAAGGCUUUCUCUUCUUCAUAAUGUCAAUAUAAAUGGUACAUUCAACAAUGAUACUAUGGAUGUCUCUUUGACCUCUAGGGAGGAGAAAUUGGAAGCUUUUCAACUCCUUAACCAAACAACUCCUUACAUAGCUUUUGGCUUCAUGGUUGCAAAUGAAGCUAUAUGUCAAGCAGCACAAGGGAAGGAAAACCUGCACAUCAUUGAUUUGGGAAUGGAACACACUCUUCAGUGGCCAUCCUUGAUAAGAACCCUGGCAUCAAGGCCGGAGGGCCCGCCUAAGAAGCUCCGAAUCACAGGACUCGUUGAAGAUCACAAUGUGUUUGAACUUGAAGCAGGCAUGAAAGCCCUGGUGGAGGAGGCUAGCUCACUAGGCAUACCAACAGAAUUCAACAUGAUAUCAGAACCAGUAAAACCAUCACUUCUAACUAGAGAGAACCUGGACUUGAGAGAAGGAGAAGCAUUAUUUGUCAAUAGCAUCAUGCACUUGCAUAAGUAUGUUAAAGAGAGUAGAGGCUCUCUGAAGGCAAUCCUCCAAGCCUUGAAGAAAUUAGGUCCAACUGUUCUUACAUUGGUGGAACAAGAUGCGAAUCAUAAUGGGCCAUUUUUCCUUGGGAGAUUCCUCGAGUCUCUUCACUUUUAUUCUGCCAUUUUCGACUCACUCGAGGCUAGCCUCCCACGAAAUAGCCCUCAGAGGAUGAAGAUAGAGAGGCAGCACUUCGCCAACGAAAUUAGAAACAUUGUUGCUUUUGAGGGCUUAAAUCGGAUCGAGAGGCACGAAAGGGCAGACCAAUGGAGAAGGCAAUUGGGCCGCGCUGGGUUUCAAGUGAUGGGGUUGAAGUGUACAAGUCAAGCAAGGAUGAUGCUAUCUGUUUAUGGCUGCGAUGGGUACACUUUGGCUAGUGAGAAGGGUUGCCUCCUCCUUGGGUGGAAAGGCAGGCCCAUAAUGCUGGCUUCUGCAUGGCAAGUGCACAAUGCUUCUUCCUCCUAG